AUGACAACAUUACAAGUCUACGCGCAUAGACUUAGUGAUCCUAAUUUAGCUCCUGGACUAAAAGUAACGAUUGCUAAUGAACUCAGAGAUCAGGUAGAAAUAUUUCAAACUUUAGAGUAUCCAAGGUUUUUAGCAACUCUAAUUCCCGUCUUUAUUGACAUUCUGCAAAAUGGAAAUCCUGUCUUUCAAAGUAAUAUCCCUGAGCAAAAACUUCGUAAUAUCAUUUUGGAAAUUAUUCACCGUUUACCACAAACAGAAGCUUUGAAAGGAUACGCACCAGAUUUGUGUAGAAUGUUAAUGCACCUUUUAAAAGUAGAAAAUGAAGACAACGCUGUUGUGUGCGUGAAAAUUAUUAUCGAUUUGCAUCGGACAUAUAGAGAACUAUUAGAAGAUCAGGUUCAACCAUUUCUGGAUAUUGUUCAAGAAAUAUUCAAAAAUAUGGAACAAACAGUAAAAGACAUGUUUGACGCUCCAUCUACACCAAUUGGAUCUGCUACUCCUGGUAUAAAUCCAUUAUUAUCAAAUUCACCUCGGCCGAAUUCACCACCUGCAACAGAAUUACCUGAAAUGCCCCCUAAACCGUUACAAAAAAGUAUGUUUAGUUUUAAAGUAUUAACCGAAUGCCCCAUUAUUACCGUCUUACUUUUUCAGACACAUCGUCGAUAUGCAACUGAAAAUAUUAUUAAAUUUGUACCCUUGAUUUUUCAGAUAUUGAGCCUUCAGGCAAAACCUCAAGCAGAAGCUGCAAGUGCUGCGCAGGCUCGUGGCGAAGUUUUUGUUGGUGUUAGUUCAGAAAUUAAAAACCGAUCUGUAUACAACGACUUUAUUGUUGCCCAAGUAAAGACAAUGUCAUUUUUAGCCUAUAUCUUGAGAAGUUAUACCGCAUUUUUACGGCCAUUUCAAAAUCAAAUCCCUGAGUUUGUUUUGAGACUCUUACGCGAGUGCCCUCCCGAAUCUUCGGCCACUAGAAAGGAAUUAUUAGUUGCCACACGGCAUAUUCUUUCUACUGAUUUUAGAACGUCUUUUGUAUCAAAGAUUGAUCUGCUGUUAAAUGAGAAAGUGCUUAUUGGAACAGGUGUAACGUCUUAUGAUACGUUAAGGCCUUUAGCUUAUAGUAUGCUUGCAGAUCUAGUUCAUCAUAUUCGAUCUGAGCUUUCACCAAGUCAACUUCGUAGAACAGUCUAUAUGUAUACACGUAAUCUUCAUGAUCCGACACUUGCUCCAAGUAUUCAAACAAUGUGUGGGAAACUCUUACUUAAUUUGAUUGAUUGUAUUAUUAAAAUCCCCAAUCGAGCAGAAGGACGUGGCUUACUAAUGCGUAUCUUGGAUGCAUUUGCUCAUAAAUUUGCUACUCUUAAUAUGCAAUUUAAAUCAUGUUUGAACCAGCAUAACAAAAAGAAUCAAAAGUCAGAAGUAAAGCCUAUGACAGAGACAAAAUCAGCAGACGAUGCUAAAAGAGACACAUCGAUAUCGAUAGAGACAAUAGAUGAUGAGUUUGAUUUUGAUAGUGCACGCUCCAUUCAUACUGCUUCCUAUUUACUUGAUCCUCAGCAGGAUGGUAUUAAAGACGGAAGAUUUCUUUUUAAAAAUCUCACUAUCGGAUUGAAGCCAUUAUUUAUUGGCUUAAGGCAUUCUAAUUCGCCACCUACAAAUGAAAUAAAUCCUCAGUAUUAUGCACAAUUUGCUCGAGGCUUUUCAGAAAACGAUGUCUAUAUAUUUAUACGAUUAUUUAGAGAAAGUCUCAAGUGUUUUGAAUAUUAUAAUAUUGAUCAUUAUUAUUCACUAUCAAAAAAUAAAGAAAGUACCGAAGAAAAUUCUAUUGGAGCAAAUGAGCUAUCAUUAAAGAUUGGCACUAAACUUUCAACUGAAGAAGAGAUUAUGGAUACCCUUAGUAUUGUUUAUACACUGCUUGAUCCUGCAGUUUUUCAAGAAAUCUUUGCUUCACAGAUGGAAUUUUUCUUUGACCGUAUGCUGAUCAACACAGAUUUAGUCCAUAUUGUUCAAAAUUUCUUGAUGAACGAGAUUUCCUCACAUGGUUUUACCUCGAUUUUACUUCGUUUUUUGAUUGAUCGACUUGAUCAUUUAGGUGGUGAGGAUGUGCAUUAUUCGGCUUUGAUGCUCCAUUUGUUUCGCUUAGCUUUCAUGGCGAUUAAUCUUUUCCCAGAUGCUAAUGAGCAGAUCCUUCAACCCUAUCUAGCUAACCUUGUCACAUCUUGUUUUAAGCUUUCAUCUAAAGCAAAGGAGCCUGCUAAUUAUUUCCUGCUACUACGAGCAUUAUUUAAAAGUAUUGGCGGUGGUCGGUUUGAGCUGCUUUAUAAAGAGAUUCAUCCUCUACUUCAAGUUUUACUCGAAAACUUGAAUUCACUUUUGGUCUUGGCACAUCGUACUGAUAUGCGCAACUUAUUUGUGGAGUUAUGUUUAGCAGUACCUGUUCGCUUAAGCGCUUUAUUACCAUUCUUACCUUAUUUAAUGAGGCCAUUGGUGAUUGCACUUCAAGCAGAUAAUGAGCUGGUAACACAAGGUUUACGAACCUUGGAGCUUUGUCAUGACAAUUUAAAUCCAGAAUUUUUAAAUCAGAUCAUGGCUCCAGUUAUGCAAGAAUUAAUGAAUGCUCUAUGGAAACAUGUAAAACCCUUGCCCUAUAAUCAGCAACAUUCUCAUAUUGCUAUGAGAAUUUUAGGGAAAUUAGGUGGUAAAAACAGACGUAUAUUUAUUAAUCCUCCCGAGUUAAACUACAACACAUGCAUAGAGAGCGGUAUCUCUGUUGAGAUCGUUUUUGAUCCCAAUAGCACCCCGCAGGCUCUUUCAUUGGAUAAAUGUCUUGAAAUUGCUUGUAAAACAUUAGAGAAGCAUGAUGCUGAUAUUUUCUAUAAAAAGCAUGCAUAUGAAUUUCUCAAGGCAAAUAUCAUUUUGAUGCUUGAUUUAGAUGAAGGACCAACGAAUCUAGCUCAAUCAUUAUAUCAACGUGUAAAACGGCACCUUUUACAAACAACUAAUACAGAAAAGGUAACGACAAAAGAUAAAGUCAAACAACAACAACAAGAAGAAGAAGAAGAAGAAUCAAAAGAUAUAGAAACAUCUGACAAGGAGGAGGAAGCUGACAAACAUGAAGGAGAAAAUACAAUCGUUGGAAAUACUUUAAAGAAACAUGGAUUAAAGCCUGAGCGGUUUGUUGGUAAUGGAUAUACCAAAUAUCAAGCAAAGCGUGUUGCUCAAGAAGAGGCAUUAUGCACUAUGCUUGUCACUAUCAUGAAAGCCACUAUAUUACCUGAAAUUGCGGAUGAUGCUCAAUCCUUAUUCGAAAAUAUAUGUCGUCAUUUUAUUUUGUUGCACAUUGGCGAAGCAAUUGAAGCUAAGGAAACGGAUAAUAAACCUCUUUCAGACAUGAUGGAUGAAAAGCUAUCAAGCGUUAGUCUUAAUACUACUAUUUUAGUAGAUGCUAUUGUUAAAGUUAUCACAUCUUUGGACCUCGAGCUUCGAAAACGCGCGGAAGAAUCGGUUCUAUUUUGUUAUAAUUUUGCAGUCAAAAUACUAGGCAGUAAAGAAUUUGUCUGGCAAUUACCUAUAUUCCGUGUCUUUGCUUCACAAUUUAGUGCUUGCUGUUAUAAACAGGAAUGGUUCAUUAAGCACGGCGGUUGUUUAGGCAUCUCUAUUAUUAGUUCACAAAUGGAUAUGGGGACAAAAUGGAUGCGCGAACAUGAAAUUGAAUUCAUUCGUUCUUUAUUAUUUGUCCUCAAAGAUGCUUCACCAGAGAUGGCUAAUGCCAAUACUGCUGAAGCUACACAAACUUUAGCCCAUGUUCUUAAAGUAUGUAAUGGUAUUGAAGGUGAUGAGUCACCUGAAGCCCAACAGUUAUUCCAAACUUUGAUAGGACUACUUUUAGCAGAGUUAUCAAACUCUAAUAAAACGGUGCGUGAAAUAGUACAAUCAUCAUUUCAACUCUUGGCGGAUCUAACGGGUAAUGAGGUGACAGAGCUUCUAGCGCCUGUAAGAGAACGGUUAUUAGCACCUAUUUUUGCAAAGCCUCUUCGAGCACUUCCUUUUGCCAUGCAAAUUGGUCAUAUUGAUGCUAUUACUUAUUGUCUGACCUUAAGACCACCCUUCUUGGAAUUUAAUGAUGAAUUAAUACGUUUACUUCAUGAAGCACUAGCAAUCGCUGAUGCUGAAGAUCAAGCAUUAGUAAGCCGUAGCUCACAAUACAAGAACGCGUCUUCUUUGAUAAAUCUUCGUAUUGUAUGUAUUAAGCUUUUAUCGGCUGCAAUGGCAUGUUCUGAUUUUACAAACCAACGUCAGUCACGUACUUGUACUCGUAUCAUUCAAGUUUUCUUUAAAUCACUUUAUUCUAAAUCUCCAGAAGUCGUUGAUGCUGCACAUCGUGGUUUGAAGCAGGUGUUAGCACAACAAUACAAGCUACCAAAGGAAUUAUUACAGCAGGGUUUACGACCUAUUUUAACAACACUAUCAAAUUACAAGACACUAAGUGUUGCAGGUUUAGAAGGACUUGCUCGUUUAUUAGAACUAUUAACCAAUUAUUUCAAAGUGGAGAUUGGUAACAAAUUAUUAGAUCACUUACGACAAUGGGCAGAUCCUGCAGUGCUUCACGAGGUCUCUGAGAAAAACCUUUACGAAAAUCAUGAGGUCAAAAUUAUUGUAGCCAUCUUGAACAUCUUUCAUUUAUUACCUGCUGCCGCACAUAUUUUUUUGGAUGGUCUAGUGUCAGCAGUUAUUGAUAUGGAGGGCCAUCUUCGUCGUUCGAUCUCUAGUCCCUUCCGUCCUAAUUUGAUUAAAUAUUUGAAUAGAUAUCCUGCAGAAACAAUUGCCUAUUUUUAUGAACAUUUAGAUCAUCCUCGUCACAAUCGUCUUUUUAUAGAUAUACUUGCUGUAGAGACUGCUGGACCACUCCGCGAUGAAGUAAUUAAGUCACUUCCAACAUUGAUUGAAAAAACAUUAGGUGUAACUGAUAAUCCAGCUAUGCAUUUUCAAGGGAUACGAAUUGUUCAUGAAAUUGCCGCCUACGACUCAGAAUGGUUACGCAGUUCUGAAUUAAUGGAGAGCUUAUUAAGACUAUGGCGUUCCCCCUCACGAUUUGAAAUAAUGAAAAGGGAUGAUGAUCAAGGGCUUCAAAUGACACAUGAAUCCAUGUAUUUAGCACAAAUCUUUAUAUCUUAUCUUCGUGUAAACCCUGAUGAUAUGGAUGUUAUAUACGAAAUCGCUACUCUUUUUGCACACGAAUCUGUUAUGGAUCUUGCCUUCCUUCGUGAGUUUUUCUUGCGUGAUAUUGCUUUAGGUUAUUCAGCAAAGAGAAAGCGGCUUAUUUUAGAACGAUUUUUACAGCAAUAUAAUGAUGCAUCAGUUACAUCUCAUUGGCGUAUGAUGAUUCUUCGUCAUGUCGUUAAUCCAGCUCUCUUAGUCGCACUCUUCCAAGCGUCUGAAAGUUGUGUUGAAAUUUUUGAUACAAAGAUUAUAGAACAACUUGACCUUAAGAUUUGGAAACAACUCGGAACAGAUUUAGAUCAAGAUGAUCAGUAUGCUGAAGAUUCUCUCCGUAUUGAACUCUUACAACUGACGGCAAUGAUUGUUCAAUAUGCGCCUCAAUACGUAACUGAUUUGCGUAAAGAAAUUAUCAAAUUUGGCUGGCAUUAUUUGCGACUUGAAGAUGCUACUUGCAAACAAGCCGCUUACGUUCUAAUUGCUCGUUUUAUUACAGCCUUUGAAACACCCAGCAAAAUUGUUAUUCAAAUUUAUGCUGCUCUUCUUCGUGCUCAUUCAUCAGAGGCCCGUCCUUUAGUUAAACAGGGGUUGGAUAUCAUUACACCUGUUCUGCCUAAACGUGUACCUUUAGUGGGUAACGAAAAGAUUCCAACAUGGAUCCGUUUAACUCGUAAAGUUGUUGUAGAAGACACUCAUAGCAUAGCUCAAAUGGUUAAUGUAUACCAGCUCUUGGUGCGUCAUUCAGAUAUGUUUUAUGAAUACCAGGAACACUUCUUACCUCAAAUUGUAAAUGCUUUACCAAAACUUGGUCUUCUUCAAAACGCUACUCCCGAAAAUAAGUUGCUUAGUGUGGAAUUAUCUGAAUUAUUAUUAAGUUGGGAGAGAAGACGUCUUAAAAAUGAAUCAAAUAAAGAUAUGGAGGAAACAUCAACUAGUGUUACUCCUUCAGGUAAAAGAACUGCCGAGCCGUUAGCUGAAUCAUCGAAUAAAAAAUUGAAGUCUGAGAAUACAGAUAAUAAAGCUCUGGCAAUAUCUACAUCAUCCACUGCUAAUCUUUGUAAAGAUUACGUGCCAUCACUUGCCUUGCGUGAAAAUAUAGUUGGUUAUCUUGUUCGUCUGGCUUGUACCGUUUAUAAUCCAUCCGAUAUAAUUCAGAAAAGACUUGUUCAACGUGCGCUAGAGCUUAUUAGACAGUUCUUAGAUCCCUCUGUUUGGCCUGAUGUCAAUAUAAAAUUUAUCCACUUAGAGCGUACAUUAAUAGUUAAAGAAUUGAAUGAUAUUUUAGCCUCAAGCGUGUGUAAUGCUUUAGAAAUAUUAAAUAUUGAUAUCUCUCAUAAGCCUAACGAAUGGUUUAUUAUGAAUAUGAAUCAGCUUUUCCGACUGUUAGAGGCAAGUAUUAAAUCAGAUAAUAUGCGUAUUCACACAUCUCUUGAACCUGUUUUGUCGCAUAUAUUCCGUGCAAUCAAUUCAACAAUUAAUCCUGAAAAGGGUGAAGAAACAUUGCAUCCUGAUGUCUCUGGAUUUGUUUCGCUAGUUGAGUCCACUAUUGCUGAUGGCAUGACAAGUAUGCACAACAUAUUUGGUAUUUUUAAAUUACUUCAAGCCUUUAGUACGGGUCGUCCUGAACAAUUAGAUCCAUUUGUACCUGUUAUGGUUAAAAUGCUUCAGAAACUGACUAAAGAGUAUAUUACAUCAGCACAUGCAUCUUCAACUGCUCAGGAAUCGAUAGUUAAUCUCUUAAUACUUGGUCUUGGAGUCUUAAAGGAAAGAGUUUCUUAUCUUGGUGAUCAACGUCGCUACUUUUUAACUUGUCUUACACAGUUAAUUGAAAAAUCACCAGAUAUAGUAUUACUACAGACAAUUAUGAGUAUGGUUAAGGAAUGGACAUUAAAUAGAACAGAAACCUUCCCUACUAUAAAAGAAAAGGCAGGCUUAUUAGUUAAAAUGAUGACUAUAGAAAGCAGAAAUAAUACUCAACUUACUGAAAGCUUUUUGGACCUAGUCAUUAAGAUAUAUAGUGAUCCUUCUUUUGCUUGUUCAGAAUUGACGGUUCGAUUAGAGCAAGCUUUCUUGUUUGGUACAAGCAAUAAAAACCCUUAUAUUCGUACACAGUUCAUGCGUGUAUUUGAUCGAAGUAUCAGUCAUAAUUUAUAUACACGUUUGAAUUAUAUUUUGGGCAUUCAAAAUUGGGAAUCAUUAGCUGAUACUUUUUGGAUCCAUCAAGCGCUCGAUAUGCUUUUUGGUGCAGUCAAAAUUAAUCCUCAAAUAUCAGCACCUCACACUUUAAAAAUAAAAUCAAUUAAGUCAAUUGGGAAUCAAGCAUUAGAGCCAACAGAAAUGGAUGUGCCUAAUGAAGUCAAUGAGAUUAUUAAUCAGCAUCAAAGUUUUUUGAAGGCGUUGCAAGAAUAUGAUAUUAAUAAUGCUAUCUCUACUACUCGCUACUUACAAUACCUGGAUGACGAUACGUCAUUCAAACUUUGGAUUGAUUUAUUUCCCAUAUGCUGGAAUGCUUUAUCUGGAACUGAAAAGCAUGAUAUGAUAAAGGUCAUUAUCAAUUUACUUGCCAAAGAAUACCAUAUUAAGCAAGUAGAACUACGUCCAAACGUUAUCCAAGCAUUGUUAACUGGUAUAGCCAAAACAGGUUCGGGAAUUAAACUACCUCCACAUUUAGUCAAAUAUCUUGGUAAAACAUAUAAUGUAUGGCAUACAUCAAUUGAAAUUUUACAACAAUUUACAACUACGGGUUGUGUCAACGAAUCAUCAAAAGAUGACAUCAAUAGUAAAGAACGUACUUUAGAUGCAUUAUGUGAAUUAUACGAUGAGCUAGAAGAGAGGGAUAUGUUUUAUGGUUUAUGGCGACGUCGUAGCACCUACACAGAGACAAAUGUAGCUGUCUCUUACGAACAAAGUGGUAUGUGGUCACAGGCACAAACAAUGUAUGAAAAUGCACAAACUAAGGCUCGUAGCGGUGUCUUGCCGUUUUCUGAGUCUGAGUAUUUACUGUGGGAAGAUCAUUGGACAAAAUGUUCACAAAAACUUCAACAAUGGGAUAUUCUUAUUGACCUUGCUAAACAUGAUAAUAAUACGACCCUUUUGCUAGAUUGUGCAUGGAGAUUAUCUAACUGGUCUAUAGAACGUGAAGUCUUAGAACAAGCAAUUUCACAAGUUUCUGCUACACCUACACCUCGACUUAAGGCUAUGGAAGCAUUUUUAGUUCUAAUUAAAUCUCAAUUAACAGAUGAUCGACUUGCUGAGUUCAAUAAAGUUUGCGAAGAAGGCAUUCAGAUAUCCUUAAAAAAAUGGUAUAACUUACCACAUAUUGUAUCACAGAGCCAUUUGCCUCUAUUACAAAUUUUUCAACAAUAUCUUGAGUUACAUGAAACAAGUCAAAUUUUUGCUAAUUUAGUCAAUACAAAUAUUCAAAAUUUCGAACAAAGGUCUACUGAGCUACGCAAUGUUUUAGGCUCUUGGCGUGAACGUAUGCCUAACCCUUGGGAUGACAUAGAUAUGUGGAGUGAUAUUGUUGCUUGGCGCCAGCAUAUCUUCAAUACUAUUAAUCGUACCUACAUGCAAUUGAUUCCCAUGAUACCCCCUCAAUUAUCUCAAGCAGCGUUACAAGGUGGGAAUGCUUUUGCGUAUCGAGGCUAUCAUGAAUUAGGUUGGAUUCUCAAUCGAUUUGCACAUGUUGCCAGAAAGCACCAUCUCAAUGACAUAUGUAUCAAUAAUUUAACUAAACUGUAUACAUUACCAACUAUUGAUACAAAUGAAGUAUUCUUUAAAAUGCGUGAACAAAUUAAAUGUUAUUAUGACGAUCAUACACAAUUGACAGCUGGUUUAGACAUCAUCAAUAAUACUAACUUGAGCUUCUUUACUGUUCAACAAAAGGCUGAAUUUUUUGGCAUGAAAGGCCAAUUCCUUUCUAAGCUUAGACAUUAUAAUGAAGCUAAUGAAGCAUUUGUUAAUGCAGUUCAAAUGGAUCUAUCUUUACCUGGUGCUUGGGCCGAAUGGGGCAAGUACAACGACAAAAGAUUUAAAGAAAACCCAAACGAUUUAAGCUGGGCUAAUAACGCCGUUAGCUGUUACUUACAAGCUGCUGGUAUAUAUAAAAACGCAAAGGCAAGAAAAUACCUUUUGCGAGUACUUUGGUUACUUAGUUUGGAUGAUGAAAACGGUACUGUAUCUCGUGCGUUCGAAGGAUAUAAGGGAGAUUGGCCCAUUUGGUAUUGGAUUACGUUUAUUCCGCAACUUUUAAUGGGAUUACAUCAAAGAGAAGCCAAACAUGCUCGAGCUAUUUUAAUGCGUAUUGCUAAGCAAUUCCCUCAGGCUUUAUACUUCCAACUUCGUACAGCUAAAGAAGAAAUGUUAAAACGUGUAAAUAUGGCAAAUAUCUCAAAUAUAUCUGUGGAUCCAGCAGUCAAAACAGAAAGUCCUGCUGCAAACAUAUCCAGUAAUUCAACUUUAUCUAAUACCGCUACUGCUACUACUAAUCAUAAUAAUAAUAAUACUGCUACCAAUACAAGCAACGACGAGAAAGUGAAAGAAGAUGAGGACAAAGAAAUAUCUAAAUCUGAACCUGUUAUUGCAUCAACAAAAGACACCGAAAUAGAUGAAAAGGUAGCUGAAGACAGUAAAGACGAAAAUUCAAAAUCACUUGUUAAAGAUUUAUCUGAUAAAGAUAAUAAAGAAAAUACUAUGGAUAUUGAUGAACCAUCUGAAAGCAAAUAUGAGCCAAAUAAAUCGGAAGAGGUAAAAACUGAAGAAAGUAAAGAUACUACGGAGCCUGCUCUUGAUGCUCAAAUUAAAACUGAUAACGAUUUGGAAAAGAAAGAUAAAGUUCCUGACACAAAUGACUCUAAUACAGAUGUUUCAAUUACGGACUCUUCUACUGUAAACAAAACUAACCCUGAAUCAGUUCCUGGAAAUAAAUCUAUUGAGUCUAAAACAUCAUCUCCUAUGAUAGCAGAUACUUCUGCUGCCGCAAAUAGUAAUGCUAAUAGAUCCAUUUCUGGGACUCCUGUAUCUGCUACUUUGCAUAGUGUUGCACAUCCUUUAGAUGAAAUUAUGGCUAUGUUAAAGACAGGCUAUCCUUUACUUGCACUAUCUAUGGAAACAACGGUUGAUCAAAUACAAAUUAAAUUUAAGGCUCAACCAGAUGAAGAUAUGUACCGUGUAGUUGUGGUCCUUUAUAAUGAUGGUCUUCGACAAUUGCUUUCACGUUUAACAAAUCCUGACGAUACGCUUCAACUUACAAACACAACAAUUAGUAGUAUCGCUCGUUUUGCUAAUAGCCUGUAUCCAGGACAUCUGAAGGCUGCAUUUAUAAAUUUGAGGCUAUGCUUCAUGCUCGACCCAGAAAACUAA
This is a messenger RNA of Cokeromyces recurvatus, 10572 nucleotides long. RefSeq lists its product as uncharacterized. Lineage: Eukaryota; Fungi; Mucoromycota; Mucoromycetes; Mucorales; Mucoraceae. Gene Ontology annotation, molecular function: transcription coregulator activity; protein binding. Bases 1 to 10572 code for a protein of 3523 amino acids. Gene Ontology annotation, biological process: DNA repair; regulation of DNA-templated transcription. The record is from RefSeq and is a predicted model, not a curated record. The transcript is spliced from 9 exons. Gene Ontology annotation, cellular component: nucleus; NuA4 histone acetyltransferase complex; SAGA complex.